AUGCAGGCUGUGAAGGCAAAGCCGCAGGUCAUCUUCGUGCUGGGCGGGCCUGGCAGCGGCAAGGGCACCCAGCAGUGUGCAAAGAUGGUGGAGGAACUUGGUCUCCUGCACCUGAGUGCUGGGGAUCUGCUGCGUGCUCACAUGAAGUCUGGGACGCCGGACGGCAACAUGGUGGCUGAGAUGAUCAAGCAAGGCCAGAUUGUGCCCUCAAGGGUCACCAUUAGCCUGCUAGAGGAAGCCAUGCUGAAGGGAGGCAAGCAGCAGGUUCUCAUAGACGGGUUCCCGCGCAAUGAGGAGAACAGAUCUGCCUUCGAGAGCCAGACCGGCAUUGAGCCAGAAUUUGUGCUGUUCUUCGAUUGCCCCGAGGCUGUCAUGGAGCAGAGAUUGCUGUCACGCCAGGCGGGCAGGACUGAUGACAAUAUUGAGACCAUCCGCAAGCGCUUCAAGGUGUUUGUGGACAGCAGCAUGCCCAUCAUCAACUUCUACGAGCAGAAGGGAAAAGUGCGGAAGAUCAAUGCUGAUCGCUCUCCAGACGAGGUGUAUGCGGAUGUGCAGCCGCUGGUCAGGGGGCUGCAGGCAUCAAGCCUCUGA
Molecule: messenger RNA, 591 nt
Organism: Coccomyxa subellipsoidea C-169
Lineage: Eukaryota; Viridiplantae; Chlorophyta; Trebouxiophyceae; Coccomyxaceae
Product: uridylate kinase
Exons: 5
Coding region: 1-591 (196 amino acids)
Biological process (GO): UDP biosynthetic process; 'de novo' pyrimidine nucleobase biosynthetic process; CDP biosynthetic process
Cellular component (GO): nucleus; cytoplasm
Molecular function (GO): ATP binding; UMP kinase activity
Source: RefSeq, a predicted model, not a curated record